GCGCAGCAGCUGUUGGCCAUAAACAGUUUGUUCCCUUGUUGCUUGUUCUUUUUAUGUUAUUAUUAUCCAGUUUUAAUAGUUUAACCUCGUUACCUCAACAAGAAACUGUUCGGCGUUCGUUUAACCAUUGCAUCUCUUUUGUAGCGCUUAACUCGACGAGCUAUGGUGCUCCACUCUCCUGUUUUGAUCAUCCUGGCAGCAGCUCUGUCCUCUGCUGUUGUCAUUUCACCUCCCCACAUGUGGACCAAGCUGAUCCUGACCCACCACUGGCCAACAACCUUCUGUUCUAUGGAGCACUGUCAUCCCAACAUUAGCUUCUGGACGCUGCACGGACUCUGGCCAGAUAAAGGGAUCGACUGCAAUUCAUCUUGGCAUUUCAACUCAUCUGAAAUAGAGGACCUGCUUCCAGACAUGCAAAAAAGUUGGCCAGACCUGCUCAAGCCCACAUCUACUGGGUUCUGGAAGUACGAGUGGCACAAACACGGUACAUGUGCUGCCAAAGCACCUUCUUUGGAUAGUCAACAUAAAUACUUUGCCAAGGCGCUGGAAUUAUACCAUAAAUUGGAUUUGACCAGCAUCCUGAAGAAGUUUGACAUCGUGCCCUCUGACAAAUACUACACUUUUUCACAAAUUGAGGCAGCGAUAGAAAAUGUCUGUGGCACCAAACCUAAGAUCCAGUGUGUCCAUCCGGCAAUGAACACUGAUGUCCAGAUUUUGGGCCAGAUUGAGAUCUGUUUCGACACUGACUUUACCCUGAUGGACUGCGAGAAAGAGGCCACCGUGGGAGCCACUUCAGAGGGAAGUUUUUUCCACCGUACUGGUGUUGACAAGCCUUCUGGGUUCAGUGUGUGUGACCACGACAUGCCAGUUUACUACCCGCCUGUCCAUAAAAUACGCACACAAACGGAGCUCCAGUAAUGCAUUCUGGUUAUCUUACUAACACACAAACAAGAAAACUACUAAGCUUUUGUUUACAAGUGAGUUCAGCAUGCGCGCUGACAUUAAUGUCAUUUUUGUCAGACUGCACAUUUUAACAGCUUUAUUGAUCAUCAUUCAAAAAAUUAUCUGACAAAAUCUCUUGAAUUACAUAGAAAUUCUAGCUGGAAGAAAUACUUGAGUAAAAAAGUUAUUUCUGUAUACUGCAAAAUCAGGACACAGACGUGCACACUUGUGACAUUGCCCCCACCUUCUCUUUGUCCCCCCACUCAUGCAUCUCGAGAGGAGAGCGAUACCUCAGCACAACAAGGGCAUCAGGGAUUCUGGUGUUUGUCUAUUACUGUAAAUUUGCUAGUCCUACUUUCUGCAUGUUUGUUUACGGUUUACUGUACUGUCAUGUUUGGCACUCCUUCUAAUCCCUUUUUUCAUGUGUUUAAAAACGUAAUAAAAGUAUUCUGAUCACACUUAUUAGGCACAUACAACCUCAGACGAGCAACACAUCCCUUUUUUCGCAGAGGCGUUAUUUAUUUAAAAUGAACUUAAAAAAGGAAAAAACUUGUGAUUCACUAGUUUGUAGAUCCAGAUUCAGCACCGACAGCUUGAAGUAGAUGAUUCCCAUAUAACUUGAUUGGUCUCCCACAUUGUUGCGGCGGAAUUUCACCCAUUCUUCAUAACCCGGAUUGAAUUCAUUGAAGUGUUUGAGGAUUCUCUUAUGCACGGCUCCUUAAUGCCUCAUCACUUAAAAUAAAGUGACGUCUGGAAUUUCACUUGGCCAUUUCGAAAACCUUAAUUUUAUGUUUAAGUCAUAAUGAUGUAGUUUAUAUUUUUUGAUGUGCACCUGAUAAUACAGGCAACCCAAAAAACCAAAAGGUUUUUUUUUUUUUUUUUUUUUUGUUCUGAGAGAAAAAAAACAAACAAGAGUUGGAGGAUUUUGUUGUGGCUGCAAGGUGGAAGUAUGAAAACCUGAACUUGACUGAUUCCACAUGUGGAAAAUCUUUCUCACUUAGAAUGUCAAACCCCAUAUAAUUUGGUGCACACCUGCUGAUGAUCAGUUCAUCAGCAGCUGAUGACCAACCAUCUGGUUGGAAUUUACCCUCUUCAGCUUUGUGCUAGUAGUGGGGGAAUCGUCCAUGUGAUUUGAUUUACUUUUGACUAAAGUAGUGUUAAAUGAAUAAUGACAAGAUAAAAAAAAAAAAAAAAAAAAAAGAAUUCAUGAUCUGAGGUUGUAUUUGCCUAAUGCUGAGGCUCACUUUGUUUACUCUGCACACGCACACACACGGUUUAGGAGGGGAGGGGACCCAUGCAUCUUUUCUGCAGCUGUGACCAAACUUGAAAACACAUGGUCAGAAUCAUAAUUAUUUUCAUUGAAAACUUUACAAUUGAUUGUUCAGCUUUUAACUUUUUUUUUUCUUAUUGGAAAUGAACAUUUUUGAAACCACAGUGCCUUGCUUUAUAACUCUAUACACUAUUUCAUGCAUUAUAAAAUAAGAAAUGAUAAUUAUUAGUGUCUACCUUUUGAUAUCUUUGCCAAGUAAUAAUGCAUAUAUAAAUGAAUAAAUUAAAUGUUUGUUGAUUGUUUUUGGGAGACAUUGAACAAGUUCAAAAAUGUGGAAAGUACAAUUGUCAACAUUCAAAGUGGAUUAAAAACACAUUUUAUGCAAGAAUUUUGAACCAUGUCCGUUCUUGUGUUAGGACAACUUUGAUAAAUGUUAACUGCAGUACAUUAAGCACGUUGCAUGUGUUGCACAUGCUCAUAACAAACCACUUUUGCUGGUCUUAAACUGGUACAGAUGAACGCUUUGGAAAACAAUGAUUGAUUUGUAUAAUGGCCCGCCUCUCUCGGCUGGAGCUAUAAUCUUUAAAAUGUGUAAUAUCUAUAAUGGACCAAUGCUGUGGUGGGAAAUUACUGAAAUGAACCGUGGAAUAUACUGCUUUAAAAUAUCAAUAAAAAAAGUGUAUUCAUAACAAAA
Cololabis saira (Pacific saury) is the source of this 2906-nucleotide messenger RNA. RefSeq names its product ribonuclease T2 (gene rnaset2). Gene Ontology annotation, molecular function: RNA binding; ribonuclease T2 activity. The transcript has 10 exons. Gene Ontology annotation, cellular component: extracellular region. Lineage: Eukaryota; Metazoa; Chordata; Actinopteri; Beloniformes; Belonidae. Gene Ontology annotation, biological process: RNA catabolic process. The coding region runs from base 163 to 918 and encodes 251 amino acids. The record is from RefSeq and is a predicted model, not a curated record.